AUGCCGCUGGCUAACGUUGAGCGGGACUCCCUCGACAGCAAUGGCAUCCGGUUCUCCAUCACCGACCUCUCACCGUCAACAGCCCGCUGCCUUCCAACUGUCUACCAGGACCGCGAGGGCAUCUCAUUAUUCGACGCCCAAUACUCAUCUGGCGCCAAGGGCCCCAUCCCUCAGGAGACCAUUGACUUCGUUUUGUUGUCGCUGACCAAAUUCAAAACCGCGUGCGCCGACUUCGGGGUGCCCGAGACCAACAUCAGAGUCCUGGCCACAGAAGCCACCAGAAAUGCAGAAAACUCGGCCGACUUUCGACGGGAGAUCAAGGAGGCCACCGGCUGGGUGGUCGAUAUGCUGCCGAAGGAGGCUGAAGGGUCGAUCGGGGCCAUGGGCGUCGCUAGCAGCUUCGCUUCGGUGGAGGGCUUGGUCAUGGAUCUAGGCGGGGGCAGCACUCAAAUAACCUGGAUGAUUGCAAAAGAUGGCCACGUCAAAACCAGUCCAAAGGGCAGCAUUUCCUUCCCCUACGGCGCUGCAGCUUUGACCAGGAAACUGAGAGAACUCUCCGUGUCCUUGCCAGAUCGCAGUCCUCAUCACAAAUCAAAAUCACGGUUAAAGACACCCGAGGAAGAACUGGAAGAGGAGAUGAAAGCCCAGUUCCGUCAGGCCUACGACGACCUCGAUGUUCCCGAGUCUCUACAACACAAGGCCAGGCACGGAGGUCUGACACUGUAUCUCUCCGGCGGCGGAUUUCGAGGUUGGGGCUACCUAUUGAUGUCGCAGCACAGGGUGUCGCCCUACCCGAUCCCCAUCAUCAACGGAUUCUGCGUCACGAAGCGUGAGUUUCAACAGACGGGGGAGAUCACGACUCUGGCCGCGGAGGAGUCUGUCUUCAGAAUCUCGAAACGAAGGGCCGAACAAGUCCCCGCCGUGGCAUUCUUGAUCAAUGUCCUGGUCGGCGCAUUGCCGAUGAUCCAGCAAGUGCGUUUCUGUCAGGGUGGGGUGCGCGAAGGCUUUCUCUUUGAUACGCUCGACGCAGUGACAAAAGCACUCGAUCCGUUACCGGCAGCCACAGCACAGUAUGGGACAUCCUCUGCCGCGGACCUCGCAGCUCUCCUCUGGGACGGGCUGCCUGGCGAGAACCAGCUUGAUCGCUCCCUACCGCCUUCGUUCACCCCAUCCCUAGUCCGUGCCGUGGCGGACAUGAUGUACUUGCACCUGCCUCUCCCGAAGGAGACACGCUCGCUCUCUGCCCUGCACGCGCCCAUCACCGGCGUCCUCACCUCCGCACAUGGCAUCUCCCACACUGAUCGAGCCAUCCUGGCCCUGGCGCUCUGCGCACGGUGGAACGUCGACAUCCCGCCUCCACACGAGAACUUCCAGGCGCGGCUCCGCGCAAUCCUGACGCACCAGGAAGGGUUCUGGGCAAAUUACCUGGGCGCGCUGGCGGGUUUGCUGGGCACGAUCUAUCCCGCCGGCCACAUCGACCCGAAGCAUCCACGGGUGAAGUUGUCGGCGCGCUGGGCCGACGGGCUGGGCAAAAAAGGGCUGAGCCAGGGCGUCGUGCUCGAGUUGAAGUGUCGACAUGAGGAUCCCAUGACGGUUCCCGUGGCGUUGAAUCCGCUAGUCAAUGAGUUAGAGAAGGUAGGAAAGAAGAAGAAUCGCGUCGGCGGCGAGCAUGGGUUCGGCGUGCCGAUUGAGGUCGAAAUUGAGAGGGUUUUGGUGUAA
This is a messenger RNA of Cladophialophora psammophila CBS 110553, 1719 nucleotides long. RefSeq lists its product as uncharacterized. Gene Ontology annotation, biological process: regulation of transcription by RNA polymerase II. Bases 1 to 1719 code for a protein of 572 amino acids. The transcript has 2 exons. Lineage: Eukaryota; Fungi; Ascomycota; Eurotiomycetes; Chaetothyriales; Herpotrichiellaceae. The record is from RefSeq and is a predicted model, not a curated record.